This is a messenger RNA of Coccomyxa subellipsoidea C-169, 15030 nucleotides long. RefSeq lists its product as hypothetical. The transcript has 81 exons. Gene Ontology annotation, biological process: protein targeting to vacuole; protein retention in Golgi apparatus. The coding region runs from base 1 to 15030 and encodes 5009 amino acids. Lineage: Eukaryota; Viridiplantae; Chlorophyta; Trebouxiophyceae; Coccomyxaceae. The record is from RefSeq and is a predicted model, not a curated record. Gene Ontology annotation, cellular component: extrinsic component of membrane; membrane.
AUGUUUGAGGCACAACUUGCCUAUUACCUGAAUAGGUAUAUUGGCGCCUAUGUGCAAGGCCUGGACACGCAAUCUCUGAAGAUCUCCGUUUUCAAGGGAGAUGUGGUACUGCGGAAUCUGAAGCUGAAGCCCGAGGCUCUGGCUGACCUCAAUCUUCCAAUCACUGUGAAGGCCGGCCUUCUUGGCUCUCUCACAUUGAAGGUGCCCUGGGCAAAUUUAGGCAGGUCGCCCGUCAUCAUUACCAUCGACCGCCUCUAUAUCCUUGCUGGACCGAAGACAGAAGAACCAUCAGGUGAAGAAGAGCAGUAUGAGGCUGAGGAGCUGGAGAGAGAGGCCAAGAGAAGGCGUGUGGAUCAUGCAGAGCUGACUGCUCUGCAGGACAAGUCUGAUGGCCAGAAGGGAGGUGGAGGCGGGAUGUUCAAGGGCUUGGUUGACACUAUCAUCGGCAACCUGCAGCUGUCUAUCAGCAACAUCCAUGUGCGCUAUGAGGAUGAUACCAGCAACCCCGGCACAACAUUUGCUGUCGGCCUCACGCUCGAGUCUCUGAGAGCGCACACUGUUGAUGAGAGCGGGAAGGAGGCUUUUGUCACACAGAACCCCAUGAAGCUCCUGCGCAAGGCUUCAGAGCUGCGGCGCUUGGCGCUGUACUUUGAUGUGGGCACGAAGCUGUGGGAGCCAGAGGAGGACUGGCACAAGCUGUCACUAGACGCCUGGGACGCGCUGUUCCGCGCCGGCAUUGCCGAGGACCCUGCUGUGAAUGGAGAGGGGAUGGGCAAUACUGAGGAGGUUGGCAGUCCGGGCUCCUACGUGCUGAAGCCAGUGGACGGCCGGCUGAUGUACCUGCGGCGUGGCAGGGAAGUGCGCAAGAGCGAGGAUGAGGCCAUCCAGGAGGCAGACGUCCAGCUGGAGGCGUUGUCUCUGCAUCUGUCCAGGGCGCAGUACCAGAGCCUGCAGAAGCUGCUGGAGGCCUUCAGCUCGCUGUCAGCGCGCGCGCCGAACCGCUACCUGCGCCCAACUGGGCGUCCGGACAGCCCUGCCAAUGUGCGCAGGUGGUGGCAGUACGCCGGGGCUGUUAUGCGCAAGCAGAUCCGCUCGCAGGGCUUCAACUGGCGCCAAUUUGAGAAGGCGAUUGAGCUGCGGAAAGCGUACGUCGCGCAGUAUGAGAGCUGCCUGCAAGAUGGCCAGAUGGGAGGGGACGAGAAGAUCUGGGACAUGGAUGCGCAGCUGAACGAGCACACCAUUCUGGUGUUUCGCAAGCUUGCGCAUGCCAAGGUUGAGAUGGCAAAGAAGAGGGCGGCAGCGCAGGCGGCAGCUGAGGCUCGAGAGAGGCAGUCUGAGAAGGGCUGGCUGAGCUGGGCGUGGGGUGGUGGAGGCAAGAAGGGUGGCAACAAAGCAGCUGAGGACACAGAGGAGGAUGAGGACAUGCGAGGGGGGCUCAAUGAGGAGGAACAGGAGGCCUUGCAGAACCUUGUGUCUGAGCAGGAGGAUGCUCUUGUAUCUGAGAGUGAGACGCCCUGGAGCCUGCGGAUGCAAGUGCGGCUGCAUGUCAACUCUGCUUCUCUUGUCCUGGACGGCUCCGACAAGUCUCAGGUGAUGCGUGCUGGCAUGGAAGGCCUGAGCUCCACCACAAAGCUCUACCCCAAGACCAUGCAUCUGGACAUUGAGGUGGCUGCCAUGGGCGUGGUUGCGCCUGAGGGCAACCUCGUGCGCACCGGCGGACUCUUGCACCCAAGCAAGAGCACGGUUGGACUGCCAGGUGCUAGGGAGGAGGAGCAAGAGUGGGCCAGCAAAGGCCAGGCCAUGCGGCUGCAGUUCAUCCAGCACCCUCAGGACGAGAGCGCUGAUGCAGCAGUGCAUCUCAACCUGGCACCCUCCUACGUCACAUACAAUGCUGUGGCUGUCCAGAGAGUCAUGGAAUUCUUCAGGACAGAGGAGAUUUUGGACUUCUCUGCUCUGGGAGCGCAAGCAAUAGCGCAGGUGGAGCGUGCGCAGAGAGCAGCGCGUGAUCAGCUGGUAGCUGCUAUGAACCACAGGCCCAAGCUGUCUGUCAAGCUGGAGCUUGUGGGUCCCAAGGUUGCCAUCCCUGUGCCCAGGAGCGACUUUGAGGGAGAGCUGACCCUCGUGCUGGACCUGGGCUCAUUCUCAGUCGAGAGUGACACUGGCCUCAUAGCACAGCUCCCACAGGAAGAAGCAGCCCUGUAUGAGUGCCUGCGCCUGCGCUCCCGUGACAUCUCUGCCUAUGUUGUGGACGGAGAGUUCUCAUUCCAGGCCCUUGAGCAGGCAGGCGUGGCAGAGCUGCCCGAGGAGGACGCGGAGACCAGCCCUGUGACAGAGGCCAUCACUCUAGCCGUGCAACAAUCGGGGGGUAGGGCGCUCGGGGGCCGAGCAACCUUCAUCCCCCUGUUGGAGCGCUGCGGCACAGAGACAACCUUGCAGUUCGCUCGAUUUCCCCACCCUCAGCUGCCCAGCCUGCGUGCCCAGCUGAGCGUGCCCCAGCUGCGCUUCUACAUCAGCCCUGCUCGCGUCAGAAGAGUGCUGCGUGUCCUGCGCGCUGCUGUUCCGGGUCAAGGCAAGGGUGAGCCAGGGAGGCCGCCUGCACCAAAAGAGGUGCCACAGUGGCGCAGGGACAGCGAGUUUUCUGGCAAGGUCAGGGUGCUGGAGUGGGGAGGCCUCAGCCGGACCACAGCACAGUGGCCCACCCGCUGGGUGGCUCUCUACAGGGGGAGCCUCUACGUCAUGCCAAAGGAGGAUGCCGACACCUCACCGACCACUUACAACAUCUGGACAAACAGGCGGGUGGUGAAGCUCCCAGAGGACACCUGCGGAGGCGUGAAGAAUGUGCUGGCAAUCUGUCCGCCGACAGUGGAGACUGCGCAUGCAGCUCAGGAUAGCAGUUCCCUGGUCUUGCGCUUCUCAACAGAGAGCCAGAUGGAGGAAUGGCGGACGCAGCUCCAAAGGUCUCAGCACAAGAUGAAGGAUUUGGCUGGCGGAGCGGAUGAGACUCUAAACAUAGACUUUGAUGUUUCUGCACCUGAGCUUGACAGCGAGACAGCCAGCACCACUGUGGAAGGAGCAGAUGCAGGAGCAAAGGAGGCAGGGAGCAAGGCAGAGCUGCCAGGCUUUUCUGUGCGCCUGGCAGCCGACUUGGGAGAGUUUGCCUUGUUUGUUAGCGGCCGGACUGCGGAUGUAUGGUGGCCUGAUGACGAUGGUGUACCUGACGGUGCCAGUGAUGACACUGCCUUUGCCUCCCCAGCCGCCGGGCACAAGCUCACAGAUUCCAGCUCAAUGGUGAAUGUGGACGGCGAGCAGUCACUGAUAGUCAUCAGGGCAUCGAGCGGCAGCACUGACCUGUCUCUGGGCGGCGGCCACUUCAGCACCAGCCUGGCUGUGGGGGCCUUUGAGAUUGAGGACCUCCUGGUUGGCAAGCGCUGCCCUGAGCAUGGCUAUCUGGCCAGGUCCUUUGUGGUGACACGUGUGGUGGAUAAUGAGGGGGAUGAGUUCUAUGACGCCAGCGCAGAUCCCUCCUCUCCCACAUUCCUGUCACGUGCCGCAUCCAAGGGCAGCGGCCGGCUCCCCUUCUCUGACCAGGACUCGCAGAGUGUUGCCUCGAGGGAAGGCUCCUUCAAGGAUGCGCCGGGCCCUUCUGAGCUUUGGCGCUCCCAAUCCCAGGACCAAGGUAGCGCUGCAGAGGUGCCAACGCCCAAGAAGAAAAGCGCAUGGGUGCUCGACUUUGACACAUGGGCGCAGACCUCGUCAGGCUAUGCUGGCGUGGACGCUGAGAUGCGCAUGCGGCUGAAGACGCUGUAUUUCUAUGCCAACCGCCCCACCAUUGGAGCGCUCAUGGGCAUUGGUGGCGAUCUGGCUGCUGCUUUCAAGAGCGGCCAAGCAGAGGCUGCUCCAGGAGCCACCCCCCAGACAGCAGACACACCUUUUGCAAAGGCGGCUGGAUCCGGCUCCGCCGCGAACCUACAGUCCGCGGCAUCUUCAGCCGUUGCUGACGAGGACAGGAGAGACGCUGACGCAUCCGAUGACCUGAACACCGAUGCGGCCUCAACCGUCGCUCCUUCCACCCUGCGCAGCGAGAGCGGAGAUGUAGAUGGAGGCAAUCUGGUGAUGGAGGGUGGCAGCGAGCGGGUGGUGUUCCGCCUGCUGGUAGAGAUGGAGAGGCUGGAGGCCAGUCUCAACUAUGAGUCGUGCUCAGCCCCUCCUCUGCUGCUGGCUGCCAUUGAGGAUGUGCACUUCAACCUCAGCGUGCAUCCUGGCACCCUACUCAUCAAUGCCACCCUGGGCAACAUGCGCGCUCAAGACGGCGCUCUGCCAGAGGGACAUCCGUACAGGAACAUCUGCGAUCUGCGCCAUGGCGCUUCCACGUCUCUGAUAGAGCUGGAGUUUGCGUCUCACACUGGAAUGGAUGCUGACACCAGCCCCCGCGUCCCCAGUGGGCUGCCUUUCUAUACCCUCAAUGCACAGCUGCGGGAGCUCGAGCUUUUCUUCCUUCAUCGCUUCCUCCAGGUGGAGCUUCUGCACUACAUCACCCUGCUGCUGGCCAUGCAACCCCCGGCUCUCAGUCCUCCAGGCCUUGCAGAGGCCAACAGCACAGCAGGAGAGCGGGCGAGCUCGACGGGCAAGGCAAAGAAGGGCAAGGCAGACAAGGGUGUUGGCUUCUUGCUGGUGCUGGAUGUGGAGAUGAACGCGCCUGUGAUCACCAUUCCCCGCAACACCGACAGCCUGGAUGCCCUGGAGGUGGAUUUGGGCACGUUCACCCUCAGCAACCGCAUAGCCUGGAUUGGCGGGAAAGGGAACGCCUCUGAUAGAAAGGCGGUGCUGUACGAGGAGGACACCAUUGUCCUGAGCGACCUGAGCGCAGUCAUGGUGCAUGAUGGCGAGAGCGGCAACAACAUGAUCCGCGAGUUUGACACUGGCCUCACUGUCAACAUGCAGCGCCCCAUCCGUGAUCUGCUCCAGUGCCUACCCCGAUUCCAGGUGGGCAUUGACAUACCGUCCAUCAAGGCGACACUCUCAGACAGCGAGUACCGCUUCAUCACUUCCGUCGCUGGCUCCAACUUUGGAGAGCCGCUGCGGCUUCCUGCAGCUGCCCAGUGGCUGGAAGAUGCCCUCAUUGAUGAGCCCAUGGAGGAUGCAGAGUCACACCCCUCGCUCCAGGUGUCACGUAGCGCUGAGUCCCCCUCUGCGGAGAGGCAAGGCAGCCAUGCGGCAGGCCAGCCUGCCGCGACGGCGUCCGCGGCAAAGAGUGACAAGACAGCCAUUCGCGUGGUGAUCAACCUGGGCAAGUCUGAGCUGGAGAUGCUGCGCACCAGCAAUGCAGCAACUGGGGCCCUGUCUCCCCUGGCGCGCUUCACCAUCGGCAACCUUUGGGUGGCUUUCAGGACAACGGCAGGAGGUGCCAUGUACCUGUCAGUCUCACUGCCGCGAGUGGAGGGGGUGGACCUGCGGCCUUGGGUGCCGCCAGAGCAUUCCCUGGUCAUCAGCUCCGAGCAGUACUCAGCAGAGUCCAGGCCACAGGACGUGGGAGCCGGCGAUGGGAGCGCGCUGGACUGGGAAGCUGCAUCUUUCCUGACCCUGGAGUACAAGGCAGCUGCGCAGAUGUCCAAGCAGCAGAUUAGGGUGAGACUGCAGAGGCCGACCAUCUCUGCGGAGAUGAGCUUCCUGCUGGCUGUGGUCAAGUUCUACCUGCCGGACUUUGCCAUUGGCAGCAUCACUCCUGUGCCAUUCCGCACCCAGGAUUUCCUGCUCACAGAACAAGAGCACAAGGCAGCUGGCGAUCUGUGGCUCAGUCCCCAGACGAGGCUGCUGGCUGACUCACCAGAUGGGACAGACUUCGUGUACGAUGGUCAGGGCCACCGCCUGAUCUUGCCUGAGGGCAUCAGCGAUGGAGCUGCUAUCCCUCUGAUCAUUGUGGGUGCUGGCAAGACCCUGCUGCUGCGGGACGUUAAGAUUGUGCAUGCAGAGUCUCUGCCUGCGUGUCUGCAGCUUGGCUCAGGUGCCCAGUUGGUGGCCCACCCAGAGAAUAAUGUGCACCGCAUUGAGGGAGACGACCCAACACUGGCUCGCAGCCCUGGCGAUAAACAGCAGCUCUUCCGCCUGGGCAGCCCAUUCGGUGCCUCUCCAAGUGGCAGAUCGCGCUCCCUGGGCAAGAGGAGGCGGUCAAGCUCAAUUGGAAGCGUUGACGAUGCGUCGCCAAGGCCAAAGCCGCUGGACCUGGAGAUGGAGGUGGUUGCUGUGGGCGUUGGCCUGCGCUUCUUGGAGCUUGAGGAGGGCAAGCAGGAGAGGGAUGCGAUGCGUGUGAGCGCGUCCAAAGCAGAGGCGGCACCCCGCACGCGAGGCGAUGCAGGCCGCUCUGUCCGCAUGCUUGCGGCGUACAUGGAUCUUGGGGCCCGCUACAAGAUUGCUGGAGACCGCCAGAGGGCCAGCGCCGAGCUCCGGGGCUUGCAUGUCGAGACCCAGGUUGAUGUGGGCGGCCACAAGGGAGGAGAGGAUAACAACAAAGUGCAUGGAACAGUGCUGGAGCCUUGCAAGGUGGGCAUGAUGAUGGAGAUGAGUGGAGGGAGCGGCGAUAUCCAGCUGAAGCUGUCAGAUCUGCGCAUGAAUCUGUCCCCAGACGUUCUGGAGCUGGCAAUGUCCCUGCAGAGCUCUGUGCUGGAGCCCCUUGUGCAGCCGGCACCUGACAAGCCUCUGGCAAGGUGCACGCGCUUCCUGCAAAUCUGGAGCAACCACCCAGAGAAGUCUGGGCCAGCUGGGGCUGUCAUGGACACCAGUGUGCUGUCCGCUGAGCGUGGACUCACCUUCUGGCGCCCACAGCCCCCCAUCGGCUAUGCCUCCCUUGGGGACUGCGUGACCACUGGCACCAUGCAGCCCACCUUCCAGGUGGUGUCAGUUGCCGUGAACAGCGGGCUGGUUGCAUACCCCGUCAGCUACAAAACAGCAUACCAGACGUCAGGGCUCACGAUCUGGGAGGCGAUCCCGCCGGAGGGCUAUGUUGCGCUCGGCUGCCUGGCAGUCCAUGGGGACGAGCCUCCAGCGCUCACAGAGAUGGUGGCGGUGCAUGCCAGCAUUGGUGUGGAGGCCCCGCUGGGCUCAUGCCUGGUCCUCAAGGAGGAGAAGUCCUGGAGGUCUCUGGAGGAUGACCUGGGGCACCUCACUGAGAAGCCCAAGGCCAACGUGUGGUUUGUGGAGAACGUGGGCGCCUCCUUUGUGGUGUGCAGUCCAGAGACCGGCAGCCCUGCAGGUCCUUUUCUGGAUUUGCGGUCGCCCUUGGGAAUCACACCGGCUGCGCUGAAGCUGCCACCGCCUGCAAGCCCGGUGGUCACGCCUGAGUCCUCGCCAGCUGAGAAGCCAAGGAGGACGUCAAACUCCACGCCGAUUCCCCAGAGCAAGGGCCCUGUCAGGAGCGGUUCAAUGACACAAGGCGCCAGAGAGGCAGCAGCUUCUCUGAGGGACAGGCCGGUCAGCUACCGCUCCUACGAGGAGUUCCGCCGCAGCCGUGCGAAGCAGCUCAAGACCGCCUCUCAGCGGCGCCUGCAGAGCACGGCAGUGGACUUCCGGCGUGUGUGGUGGGACAAGGAUGCCCGCUACCCCUCAAAGAGCGGCCUCUCCUUCUGGCGCCCCAUACCGCCGCAAGGCUACAUCUCACUGGGUGACUGUGCGGAGGUGGGCUAUGAUCCUCCACAGAGCAUUGUGGUCCUGCUGGACUCAGAGCUGGCCGAGAUGGAGCACACUUCUACGCCUGUGGUGCGGCCGCCGCGCGGCUUCGAGCUGCUCUGGCGCGACGAGUCUGACAGGCCCGACCGGUGCCUCUCCAUUUGGCGGCCUGUGCCUUUCCCAGGGUAUGUCGCGAUGGGCUUUGUGAUUGGCCGCGGCCCUGAACCGCCAUCCAGGAAUGCCAUGCGGUGCAUCAGGGCAAAUGAAGCGGCAGCGGUGGAUUUGAGAGGCGUGCGCGCUUCCACCCGCUUGCCGCAAGUCGGCAGGCGCACCGGCUUCUCUGUGUGGACCGGGGACGAGCGCCUGAGCACCUUUGUCAUCUCCUCCGUAGGGGCACCCCCAAGGGACAGAGACCUGCAGCGCCUCAAGAUCCUGGACUCUAGGGAGCCUCGCCCUGCUGAGGGCCCUGUUGAAGCUCCCAAGGGUGGCAUGAACAUUGUCCUGAAGACCGGGGCGACGAGUUUGCUGCUGAGGGACGCUCUCAGGCGGCCUCUGGCAGAGAUUGAGCUGGGGGAGGUUGACGCAAGUGUGCGGCGCAUUGAUGGCAAUGUCACACGGGCGUACAUGGGAGUGCUGACCAGCGCCUGGAGCUACAACGCAGUCAUCCAGGCCUGGGAACCCAUCUUGGAGCCCUGGAAGCUCAUUGUCAAGAUGGACAUGAACACGUCUGGCAUCAUGGCGCACGGCGUGGCGCCUGGCGCAAACGUGAGCAUCAAGAGCACCAGUGAGCUAAUGCGCAUCACGCUAGCGUACGCCGCAGUGCAGUCGGUCUUCAGGGCCCUGCGCCAGUGGCGCGAGCUGCACGCAUCCGGCUCCGACGAGGCCUACAAGCGCCAGCUUGCAGCUGCGGACGCCGCCAGCGUGCACACGCAUGUGCUCAACACCCUGGGCGUGGCUGCAGAGAUGCAGCUGGACUUCGGCAGCCAUGUGGAGACAGCCUCGCUGGCCCCUGGCAAGUCGACCGCCAUGCUGCAGCCCCUUCCUCGGCCGCCGCAGCGCCACUCCCAGCGCCUGGCUAUCCCGGCAACCGCCCAGCCGCCAGUGUUGCUUGUGGCGAAUGUGGCAUCUGCCUCUGGCCUUGCAGCCGUGCUUGGGGAUGCAGCAGGGCGGGGAGUGUCCAAGCCUGACCUCUACCUUAAUCUGACGCUGCAUGGCGGGGAUGAGGCGGGAUCUGUGACUUCCACCGCCGACAGCUGGGGGGCCAGGACCCGGGCAGUGACGGUCAGGACGAGGGAAAGUGCAGAUGCUGGUGCUGCACAGCCUAGCAGAGAAGCUUCAGGAUCUGCAGGAGAAGCGGGGAUCAGCGAGGAGGCUGCAAUAAUAGACUGGGAGGAAGUGCGGUGGAAUGAACGCCUCAUCCUUGAGCUACCACCCGAUGCAGAGCAGGAGGAGGUGACUGUGGAGUUGGAGCUGUGGGACACUGCUGGUGCCAGGGCAAUGGGCGUGAAGAUUGCAAGCGCCUCUGCUGCGUUGGAUUUGGCAAUGUUCAAACCCUUCGCUGCACAGCCAGCCACCAUUGAGCUCUGCGGCGAGGACGGCAAAGCGGCAGAGCUGGAGCUGCAGUGGGCGGUGGUGCCUCAGUAUGAGCAGGAGCGCGCAGUCACAACGGACGCCUGGAGCGCUGGCAAGAGCACCGCUGGGCAGCGGGCGCUGCGCCUGGCGGGGACCGAGGAUUGGGCCCCUGUGUACACCAACGCUCAGACACUGGUCAACGCCAGCUCCCAGGCCAUGAAGAAGGGCUCAAGGGGCAGCGAUGACAUGGCGUCGUCGGUGGUGCCGGUGCGCAUGCGUGGCGGCGUGGUGGCGCUGGAGAGCAGCUUCCAGGGCGGCGUGAAGCGGGAGAAGCUGCGCUCUCUCUGCCAGCUCGUCAAUGACACUCAGCUCAGGCUGGAGGUGGCCCUUGUAGGGGACCCCAGCCGCUCCCGGUCCUCCAGCGCUUCCUCCUCCAGAGGCUUUGGCCGUCAGGAAUCCCUGCGAGAGAGCCAGAGCGACGGCAAGGAGGAGGAGAUAUUUGAGAACGAGCGCUUCCUGCCGCUGAAGGGCUGGGGCUCGCGUGGGAACCUGCUGCCGACAGAGCGGAAGCGCUACAGCACCAGGGAUGGCUUGCAGAGUGCUGUGGACUUCCCUUCCCUGCCCCUCCCUCAAGGAUGGGAGUGGGAGGGUCCAUGGGCAGCAGAAGAUUGGGCCUACAGCCCGGAUUGGAGCAUGAUCACGUAUCCUCCCCACCCAAACUCCCUGAAGCGGGGCAUGAUGGACUUUGUCCGGAGGCGCAGAUGGGUGCGGCGAAGGCGAAAGCAGGCCAUGUCAGCUUCAAGUUCGGCGGCUGAUCUGGCGUCUGCCCCAUCUGUCGGUGCCUUGGCGGAGACGGCGAGCGCUGCCCAGGACAGGGAUACCAGGCAGGUGCUGGGGAUUGCAGAGCCAGGAGACAGCCUGCCAGUGCCAUAUGGCUGGAGGAGCUCAGGCAAGCAGCUGGUGGUCAGGCCAAUCCUGGAGGGCUUCCCCGACGCGCAUCUCUGGAGCAUAGGAGGCAGCGACGAGACUGGGGACAACUCAAGGGCGGCGGCGGCAGCUGCGGUGGCGCGCAGGAGCGGCGAUGGCGGUGCAGCUGAGCUGGCGGCUGCAACGGUGUGGGUCAGCGUCACCGUGGAAGCCGAGCAGCUGCCGGGACUGUCGCGAGCAGAGACUCUCAAUGACUGGCGGAUCGUCGUGGCCCCUCCCCUGGUGCUUGACAACCAGCUGCCCCUGCGCGGCUCCUUCCUAGUGUGGGAACGCCCCAAGGAGGGCGAUAACCUGUUGCUGCGCCAGAGCGGAGUGAUGUCCAGCGGGGACAGGCGGCAUAUGUAUGCAGCAGACAUGCGCCGGGAGGUCAGCCUACAGUUCUACCCAGACGGCUUCGAGUGGGUGGACAGCGACCCCCUGCCUCUCAGCCUUGGCUACUCCUCCCACCGGGCGGGCUUGGACGGUGACCAGAAGCUGCCGGACAGCUUCCAAGUUGCUCGUGCAAACGGCAGCGAGGCCCCGCAGGCUGUGUACAUCAACCGAGAGCUGGACCUGGACAUGUGGCAGCUGGCUGACAAGAAGCUGGAUCCCGGGGCGGCUGUGGCGCUCGGGGCGCCUCUGCAUGUGCGCAUGUUCGUGCCACUGUGGAUUGUGAACGCCACAUCGUUGCCGGUGGCGGCCCUGGUUGUGCCGGUGGCGCCGCCGCGGCAGUCGAGCGAGCGCGAGGGGCAGGAGGGCCAGGAUUUGCUGGACGCUGCAGAGUCCAUCCGCCUGAAGGUCCUCGAGACAGAUGCCGGCGAUGGAGCGUCAUCUUCUGGCGCCAGACCCAGGAAUGCCAUGCCAAAAGGAGCACGUCAUGUGCUGGCGGGGAGCGUGUCCAUGGUGGCCUAUCCAAUGCAGCAGAUGGCCGCCUUCAGGCGCAACGCCGCCCAACAGAGCUACGGCCUGCGGCUGAAGGUGGGCGAGUCAGGCUGGACAUCACCUCUGCCGCUGGAGAGUGGUGGCGGUGGCGAAGAGGGGCCGGAUGACAUCAACACCAAGCCGGUGCUGAUCCGAGCGCGCAUCCCCGAGUGGGGCACGGUGCAUGAGAUUGUCGCCCGCUUGGAGCUUGUUGGCGGCGGCUUUGAGCGGACCCUGGCGCUGCGGCUGGAGCCUCAGCUGGUGAUCACCAACAACACCGGCAUCCCACUCCAGCUGAUGCAGCUGCACAGGGGCGGCUACACGCAGUCCAUUGCCGGAGUGACGCCAAACCCGGCCACGCUCAGCGGCCUGCCCAGAGCUGCCGUGCCGCCUGCAGGCAGCGGCCGUGAUGGCUCUGCACAGGGCGCCCCUGGGCUGCGCUCAACUGUGGCCAGCCCUGACGCAGAUGUCACAUCCACCCUGGACCUCCCGACAGGUGGAACUGGAAUACCGCUGCACUGGAGCCUGCAGGCCGACACGCGCGCAGUGUGCUUCCGCUUUGCACCGGAGGGUCCCAACGAGCCGGGGCCCCAGUGGUCGCACCCCAUCGAGCUCGAGAAGGCACUCAACUCCACUGCGCGCUUCGUCAGCCUGCCGGUGCGCCCGGCCGCGGCCGCUGCAGAGCCCGAGCCGCCCUUGAUCUCGAUGGAAGAGGACGGCGAGAGAGAUGAGGAGGUGCUGGAGAAGAAGCCUGCGCCACAGAAGAAGCAGGGGUCCUACCUUCGGGACAUCACCACACUGCAGACGGCCGCGGCGCCGCCGUGGGAGCUGCAUGGGCUGCAGAUCCGCGUCGGCCGCCGUGUCCGCCACUACACAAGGGCUGAAGACAGUGGGGGUGUGAUUGAGGAGGUGGAGGUGGUGGUCCUCCGCUUCAGGAAUGAGCUGCGCGCUCCAGGCUGCAUGCAUGUCAUCCUGGAGUGCGUGUCUCCCAGGGCGCCUUACCAGCUGGAGAACCGCUCAGGGCAGCCGCUGCGAUACCGCCAGAGCGGCAUAUCCGACCUGCCUUACAUUCCCCUGCCUGCCUACAGCGCCGCUGGCUUUGCCUGGCAGAAUGAGAACGGCAAUGGAACCCCCAGGAUCGAACUGUGCAACACCUACAGCAGCAACACGCCUGGCACAUGCUGUGAGCUGGACCCAGAAGUCCGGCCGCGCAUGACCGAAGACACUGCAGCAUCACCGUCUGGCACAAGCACCCAGCGGCUGUCUCUGCCAUCGGGCACAGAGCUGCAGGUCACAGUGUCAGACAGGGAGCAGGAAAUAAUGGGGGCAGCAGGGCUGCUGACCAUUGGCGGCAGUGCUGGGGUCGGCCGAGGCACUUUGGAACGGGUGCUACGAGUAGCACCAGUGUCCAAGGGCGCUCAGGCGCUGGCUCUCACGGGGGCCGCUGCGGCUGCGGAGGAUGGCGGCAGGCAUGCAUUCCAUGUCAAUCUGGACAUUGGAUCUUUGGAGGUGAGCGUGAUGGACCAGAGGCCAGAGGAGCUGAUUGCAGCGGCGGUCCUAGGAGUGCGUGUGCAGUAUGCAGCCGGGCUCGGCCCCUUGGGCAACUGCAGCAGCCUGCGCUUCUCAGUGGACAGCGUGCAGGUUGAUGACCAGAUCCCUGGCACCAGGUUCCCUGUGGUGUUGUGCCCGCUUGGUGGUGAGAGCGGGGCAGAUGGGCCCUCUGGCAGCGCAGCGCAGCCCCUUGUCCAGAUCACCAUCGUGCAGCAGACGGGCGGACCCCGCGGCCAGAUCUACUACCCCUACCUCUCCUUCAGAGUAUCACGCACCCUCCAGGCGCGCUCCUCUCAAGCAGACAUGAGCCACCUCCUGUCGGUUGCGAUAGCAGAGGGUCUUGUCUGGCGCGUAGUGGAGAUGGCCCAACGCCUGGACCUGAAGGCUCUGUCUGAUGGGUCAGGCGAGAGGCACGUUGCAGCCGCCACAGAUACCCCUGUCCAGAUCUCCCUGGUCUCUGCGGCUGACCUCUCUGCCGCUGUCAGCUUCCGAGGAGACCCCUUCGCGCGCCCCCGGUGGGCUUCGCAUAUGGGCAUGGCAUCAUGGGCGCUGCAGCUGGCCAACUUUGAGGGCAUCCCUGUACGCCUGCGGGGCUUUGAGAUGCAGAACAUCUCCAUGCUCUGGUCUGCCUUCAUCGCACAGAUCAUCCGCCAGAUCAAGGGUCAAGUGGUAGGGGUAGCGCUUAGCUUCCUCUGGAACUUUGGCAUCUUCUCAGGAGCCUCGGGUGUCCUGGGUGCACUGUCACGCAGCGUAGCCGCUCUGGGCGCUGAUGACAAGUCAGCGAAUGAGCGGACAGCUGCGCGCCAGCAGCGCACGAUAGGGAAUGUUGGCGAGGGGCUUGCAGAGGGAGGCGACGCGCUUGCAAAGGGCUUUGUUCGCGGUUUCACAGGCCUCGUCUCCAAGCCCCUCCAGGGGGCUCGCACUGGCGUGGGAGGCUUUGUGAAGGGGCUGGGCCAGGGCCUGGUCGGCGUGGCGGCGCAGCCGGUCAGCGGCGCGCUGGACUUCAUGUCCUCGGCCUUCGAGGGCAUCGACGCCAGCAGCAACACCAUCCGAGGAAAGCUCAGCAACCACCCCCGCGCCGUCUUGCGCCGCCGGCUGCCGCGCGCCAUCGGCGGCGACCGCAAGCUGCAGCCCUUCGUGCGCGCCGGCACCGACGCCCAGGCGCGGAUGGAGGAGGUGGGGCAGGCGUUGAUGUGGCGCGCUGUGGAGGCGGCCCCGGGGCUGCCCAGGCUUGGCAAGCGCAGGCGGCCCGGCCGGGCAGCGACCGACGCGUAUGAGGAGCACAUGCUGCUGCUGGACGAGCGCGUGGCGCUGAUGACCAAUCAGCGACUCAUGCUGCUGCACGCCCCCGGCUUCCAGCGAAUCCAUGAGGCUGCCAAGGAGGGCGUCACCCCCGGGAAUGAGGACGACAUUCCGGUGGCAGAAAUACGCUGGUCUGUCGAGUGGCAGGAUUUGCUGGCGCUGGAGCUGAGGCGGACUCACAAGGAGCUGCCUUUCUACGACCGCAUCACGGUCCACCGCAAGGGCGUCCCCGGCCACGAGGAGGACGAGCCCCUCGCACAUGAGCUGCGCUGCUUCCCCAAUGAGUCCCAGGCGGAGGAGCUGAGGGACAUAGCGCUGAAGGUGCGCGACAAGUACUGCGUGGAGCCGCAGCGCGAGAGUGCCAUGUGGGCGCGCAAGCACAAGCCUGACCUGGCCGCGCCUCUGCCGGGCCUGCCUCCCCAGGCCCUGCCCCCAACCAUGCCCUCCCUCGACUUCCGCCUGGUGCAGAAGGAAGACAAAUUCCCUGUUUGUGUAGGGCGCAUGACUGACAAUGGCAUCAUCAGCGUGUGGCGAGUGGUGGCGCCUCCAGGCUAUGGAGCCCUGGGUGACGUGGUCUCUGUCGGCCUGGACCCACCCAAUGCGCCUGUGUAUCGCGACGACAGCAGCGAGAAAGGGUCGGGCGAGCGGCCGCGGCUGGCGCACCCCGUGGAUUUCCGGCUGGUGUUCCGCAUCAACGGCCGCUCUCCGGUCACCAUGUGGAAGCCGGUGGCCCCGGAGGGGUAUGUUGCGCUGGGGACCAUCGUGCAGGGAGCGCCCCUGAUGCCCGACACCUCGGAGGUGCUCUGCCUGCGCGCUGACCUGGCCGCCUCCACGCGCUUCUUUGACUCGCCCAUCUGGCGCUGGGACCCCCCGGCCCUGCAGGCGAGCCUUCUGCCCUCCAACUCCCCUGGUGGUCUCAACCUGCAGCGGAUGCACAAGUGGGAUCCCCAGACGUGGCACUGCACAGUCUGGCAGGUGGACAACCCUACCGGGACAUUCAUCGCUCACCAUGAGACGAGGCAACCGCCAGACAGCGCAGCACUGACCCUGAGUCUCUGA